AUGGCUGCUCCCUAUCCGCCCACGACCAUGACCGCCGAGUUUCGCAUGCCGAUUCACCAGGGACCCCCCGCCCGAAAACCCAUCUCCCACCCGCGUGCCGGAUACGCCUAUCCGCCUCAGGACCCGCGACGCAAUUUCUCCUCGCAGUCUGCCUACCCACCACCCAGCCACAGCCACACUCGCACCACAUCCUCCAACGUCCUUCCGGGUGGUGUGGCGCCCUCGCCAUACGGAGCGGUUUCCGGUGCUCCCACCAUGCAGCACCCCAUGGGACCCCCAGUCGGCCUCCCUCCCUCACGCCGUCUGUCCAGCACCACCACCUCGACCAAUUCGACCGGCCACAUGACCCAAAGCGGAUUGGAUAUUCGACGCAGCGCGUCGAACCGCUCGGCCGGCUCUCAACUCGGCUACGUGGCGCUCAUGCGGCGACAAAAAGCAACCGUGUGGUGCGAUCGCGCGCAACCCGAAGAUGCCCGGAUGCGCGAGCAAGCGCUGCGAGACAAGAAGAGAGCGUAUCUGGAGGUGCAUGGAUCCGGUCGCGCAUCCACCAUCGCGAGCGGCAAGAUUCGACAUGGUACCAAAGCCGGAAUGGACUUUUCCCCAUCCAAUCUGGUUAGUGCAAGGGUGCCGGUUCGCCUGAGUGCCAACGAGAUCGGCGAGGAGGAGGACGAUGCGCGCAGCACCGAAGAACGCAUGAUGCACCGCAGAACGGGCAGUGGCCGGAGCUCCCUUGGCAGCAACCGAGUCUCCAGUAGCUAUCAGCGUCCGUCAGGGACCAUGGGCAGCAACAACACUCCUCCCAACGAAAAGUCAGAUCUUCCAGGGGUGUCGGAGAACACCUCGGGCGAGAAAUACGCCGAAGAGAAAAGCCGACUCUCCUCCCUCAAAGAUGAUGCAGCGACCACGCACACCACCAACAGUAGUGAAAACGACGUCGUCCCAGAUAUGGAAGCCCCGACUGCGGCGACCAGUGCUGCUUCCAAGGCCAAAAAGGCUGACGAUCUCCGACGACGUGGUAGUGUCGACGACCGCACAACCUCUAUGACCAACGUACGACUAUUUGUGGCCAAUCCGGAUCUCAGCGAUUAA
This is a messenger RNA of Penicillium diatomitis, 1089 nucleotides long. RefSeq lists its product as uncharacterized. The record is from RefSeq and is a predicted model, not a curated record. NCBI's taxonomy places the organism in Eukaryota, Fungi, Ascomycota, Eurotiomycetes, Eurotiales, Aspergillaceae. Bases 1 to 1089 code for a protein of 362 amino acids. The transcript has a single exon.